Messenger RNA from Danio aesculapii, 2882 nucleotides. It is a transcript of the gene malt2, whose product is annotated as MALT paracaspase 2. The record is from RefSeq and is a predicted model, not a curated record. Lineage: Eukaryota; Metazoa; Chordata; Actinopteri; Cypriniformes; Danionidae. The transcript is spliced from 17 exons. Gene Ontology annotation, biological process: proteolysis. Gene Ontology annotation, molecular function: cysteine-type endopeptidase activity. Bases 284 to 2698 code for a protein of 804 amino acids.
AUGUCAGAAAGAGGAACUACUGACUGAAAAAAGACAGAACUGCUGCGGAUGUUUACCAUACUGAUUUGCGAACUCGCUGCAUCAAUCGAGCAAAUCUGAUUUAAGUUGAUUUCAGCGGCUAUUCUGAUUCUGAUUGAUUGCUUAUUAGUAAUAUUUUAAAUACUGAAAGAUCGUCGUGGAAUAUAUUUUACUGCGUCCAUUGACAGGUUACAUUUUUUAAGCGAAGCAUAAUUUCACUUCCUGGAGUCGAAAUUGCUGUAUAACAGAUAAUUCCUUACAAGUUAUGGAGGACAUGCGGUUAGAAACCAUAAGUGAGGCAGCACUAAGUAGACUUGGUUACAUGCUAGACAAUGCUGAGUGCGGUUGGAAACAGCUGGCAAAAGCAGUGGCUGAGCAGCCACAGUUCUGCUAUAGUGACAGAGAGAUGACCGACUGCUCACUCAAAGUGCUAAGUCCACAUGGCAGUCCUGGCAGAUAUCUGCUUGCCCUCCUUGCGGAUAGAGGCUGUACGUUGGCUUUCUUGCUUCAGUGCCUGAAGAAAAUCGAGCACCGAGAGGCUGUUGGAUUUCUCACUACAAAUGUCAUGGAGCAGAUUGACAUCAUACAGCAGCCACAGAGUCAGCGUAUAGCGGAGGGGAGUCCUGUGGUUCUGAGCUGCAAAGCAGUCGGUCCUGUAGAGCUGCAAUACCAGUGGUUCAAGGGGAAAGAUGAGAUGCCAGAAGGUAACAGCCCAGAUUUGGUGUUUAAUCAUGCAAGUCCAGCACAACAGGGGCACUACAUUUGCCGCGUAAGUUCUGGAGACAAGUACAUCUUCUCCAACUGGGCUCAUGUACGUCUACUAAGGUCUGGAGGAGCAAGUGCAGAUUCCAGUAGCAGCUACUUCCCUUCAACAGCUAGUGGGUUGACUAUAACACAACAACCCAGGCCUCAAGCGUUAAUGGAGGGAGACACGCUCUGUCUUGAAUGUGCUGCCCAGGCUAAUCCUCCUCCACAGUUCCAAUGGUAUUUUAACAAAGAAUUAAUGCCAAAGUGCAUAAGAAACUUCCUAAAGAUUCCAUGCAUAACCACAGCUGACAGAGGUACAUAUGCUUGUAGAGUUUACAACCUGUAUCAUGAAAUGUGGAGUGAUCAGGUCCAAGUAAACAUUGGUCCUGGUUCCUGUUCUGAAAGCUCAUGGGACAAAACUGCAGUAGCUAAUCUUGAGGCGAAUCUAAAGCAAAUGGGUGAUUGUUGCGCCACUGAUAAGGUAGCACUACUUAUUGGGAACAUGAACUACCUGCAUCAUCGCCAGCUGAGAGCUCCCAUGGCGGACGUUCACGAGCUGACAAACCUUCUACGCCAGCUAGAUUUUAAAGUGGUUUCUCUGCUGGAUCUCAACUGGCAGGAGAUGCAUAGCGCUGUUACUGAGUUCCUGCUGCUGUUGGAUCGAGGAGUUUAUGGCCUGUUGUAUUUUGCUGGUCAUGGUUAUGAGAACUAUGGGAAUAGUUUCAUGGUGCCCAUUGAUGCUCCAGCCUCCUACACCUUUAAACACUGUCUGUGGGUGCAGGAAGUGUUACAGAGGAUGCAAGAACGGCAGACAGGACUUAACGUCUUUCUGCUGGACAUGUGUCGAAAACGAAACCCAAACGAUGAGGGCAUCCCACAACCUGAUCCCUUAAGAGUGACGGCAAACAUAGUUUUUGGCUAUGCUACGUGUGUUGAUGCUGAAGCAUUUGAAGUAAAUAAAGAUGAUCUCUCUAAUGGAAUCUUCAUGAGCUUCCUCAAGAAAAGACUAAUGGAGCCAGAGAAGGUCACGGUCAUACUUGAUAAAGUAGCAGAAGACAUGGGAAGGUGUGAAAUCACUCGAGGUCGGCAGGCUCUGGAGCUCCGCAGUAAUCUAUCAGAGCGCCGUGCUCUGACGGACAAAAUUCAGGCUCCAGCAUGCCAAAUCGCAGCAUCAACACGGAAUUUACAGUGGGCCAUUGCACAUGUCCUCCCAGAGAGCCGCUGUCUUCGCUUUAAUUGUGGUGUCACGGUGCAGCUUGGUUUUGCUGCAGAGUUUUCCAAUAUCAUGAUAAUCUACACUCAGAUAUUGGAGACUCCUACUGACAUUGUGACCUGCUCUGCCCAGCUUUCUGAUUUUACAGAGGGCCCUGAAGUUGACCUGAAGCGCAGCAAUCAGGAGAGUCUCCUCGAGGCUGACAGCUUCCUGCUGACCAUAGAUGAUCUACUGCCUCUGAAACAACCUCAGCUCUUUACUCGUAUUAGUGCCCUGCAGAGACUCAAGAAAGAACUUUCCUUUACUGUGUGUCUACACUACAAGUACGGUAAUCUGGAUGAAGAGCUCCUGGAAGAGAAAAAAAUCACUGUAGGAAAGCCUCUAGUGUCAAAACUCAAUCUCCACGAGCCACGGCUCUUUCACAGUUCAACCUCUGAUCAACAAAUGUCCAGUUUAUUGGACUCUUCAUCCUUCAGCGAAAGCUUCAGAGCUAACCUGCCUGACUUAAAACAUUCCUCCAUUGGAUCGGCAUCUACAUCCUUGCCCAACUAUCGGGUACCAAUGGAAUCGUUUGCAUGCUCUGGUUUGAAGAAUGAACCAGAGGAAACAUUAAGUCCAGAGUUUCUUGAGUCUGAAGAACCGCCCGCCAUUAAGAGUUUACCCAGUGCUGCUUCUGAGGAACUGCCAUUUAAAUUUAGCAACUUUCAAAAUUCUAUUUAGCAGUAAAGUGUUAACUGAGAUCUAUUACAAACUGUGAAUGCAUUGCAGUAUCAUUUCUUUGUAUUCCCCGCACCUUCCAUGUUACACAGACAUGAUGAGAAUGUAAAGUGUAUGUGCUGUUAAUAUUUGCAGUAUGGUAUUAUUGAAAAGACUACCAACCAGUGCAUUAAAUUAUAUAAUAAUA